AUGGGUGCUGCACCUCCUGUGCAGCGCGAGCCUCUUCUUUUUAAUACCCACUAUCGACGUGCAGAAGAACAGUUGGCUUUUCACGAAAAGUACCACGAUCGCAUGGCCCGACUUACUGGUGCUGAUCCGGGUUAUGGGAAUACUAAUAAUAAUCUUGCUGCUGAUUAUGAUGAUAUUAGUAGAAAAUAUCAAAAUGGAGAGGGUAUGAAUUAUAACAAUCCAACCCCUGACUAUUGGGCCGAUUAUGCAAGAAAACUUGAACAAAUGGGAGUUUCACGAACAGAAAAUCUCUCACCUCGCACGGCUAGUACUACUGCCCCUACACCUCCUCCACAAGGAGUUUAUCUUCAUUCUCCACGUGAGUUACGUGAUCCAUCAAAGCGGUGGGAAUCAUAUUCGAAUAGAGAAAGUCCUGCAAGAGUCUCAGAAAAAGGAGUUUUGCAGCGUUUAGAUUUAUUGGCACAAGACAAGAGUGAACCGGAUACUAGUGAUGUUAUAGAUCUUUUACGAGAAGUGGAAGAUGUCUUAGUCCGAGAAGAAGCCCAAAGGCAGGAGAGAAGAGAUAUCUCUAUACAUUCUUCGUCAAGAGUUGGUUUACCGUCUAGACCACUGAAGACACCACCUAUGUAUGACCCCGGAAGACCAAUGGGUGUACCUGCUGCUCCUGCAAUAGAUGUAAACUUCACUAAUCAUUUACGUAGUGCUACAUUUAUGCAAGAACAAGAACAACAAAGGCAACCACCACCAGCAACAACACCAACUGCUGCUCCAUCAUUUCAUUAUGGAGCAAAAUGUACUCCACCAAUGAGACCACCAUCAGUAGGUGAAGAUUGGAGUCGAAUGUCAAAUUAUCGUCAGAUGGAGUGGUACAAGGCUUAUUAUGCAUGGAUGAUGUAUUAUGCGCAAUAUUAUGGAGCUAUUCUUGCUUCUCAACAGUUACAAAAAGAAAAACAAGGGAAAGACCAUAAACAAACAAAAGAAGAAGGAAAUGAAACAAAUAAAAAAGUUCAUGGUAAAAAACGCCCUGGUCUACGAGAGCUUAACAAGGAAUACAGAGAACUUGCUGCAGAGGUAGAACGCUUAAAUGAGGAACCUAAACUUCAAAAGAGUACAAAAAUGAAAACAUCUAACCGAUUAACUCAGCAAGCAGAAAAGAGUGGUCGAACACAACGACGUUCGUCUUCUUCGCAUAAUGCAGAAGAUGACACAUUAUAUCGUUCAGCACAUAGUCAUUCAUCCUUAAGAGGUGUUCCUUUAACUCCUUCCUUUUCUAGAGUUCCAUUGCGCUCAAAGGCGCUUGUACCUAGGGAAUAUUUAAAGGAAGAGGAUGAAAUAAAGUAUGGGGUCUCUAAAAUGAAUGAGUAUGAGAAAAAUAGUGGUACAGCUGAGCGACGUGCUGAAUUUCCGUGGCUUCCUCCAGAGAGAAAUUAUACUGAAGAUGAACAUCAAGGUAAUAAACGUGAUGUAUCUUGGCUUUACAAAUAUGAAGAAAGUGAUACGGAAGCGACGUCAAAUACUGACUCUGGAGAUGUGGAUGGAUUAAAUCGUCUUGAUAAAGAUAAUGAUUACAUUAGAAGAAACAAAAUGGGAUCCAAGUACUUUCACCAAGAAGAAAAAAAAGAAGAAGAAAAGAUUCUUCCCAAAACACGUACGUAUCAUAAUACAGUGAAACAACCAGAACAUGAAGGGAAGCGAUUGUCUGUCUACGAACGGAAACGACAGGAGUUGGAGCAGAGUAAACCACGUUGGUGUUUCUAA
Messenger RNA from Trypanosoma theileri, 1758 nucleotides. RefSeq lists its product as uncharacterized. The coding region runs from base 1 to 1758 and encodes 585 amino acids. Lineage: Eukaryota; Euglenozoa; Kinetoplastea; Trypanosomatida; Trypanosomatidae. The record is from RefSeq and is a predicted model, not a curated record. The transcript has a single exon.